Molecule: messenger RNA, 3171 nt
Organism: Anneissia japonica
Lineage: Eukaryota; Metazoa; Echinodermata; Crinoidea; Comatulida; Comatulidae
Product: degenerin-like protein unc-105
Exons: 10
Coding region: 116-1651 (511 amino acids)
Biological process (GO): sodium ion transmembrane transport
Cellular component (GO): membrane
Molecular function (GO): ligand-gated sodium channel activity
Source: RefSeq, a predicted model, not a curated record
AUUCAAUCGUAGAUCCGGCAUUUUGCUAUGACGACGUGGGGGAGUCGUACGCUUCGACAAAAUAAGGGAAAGGCAGUUUAUUGUCGCAUAUCCUGGAAUCACGCCAGCCACGAGAAUGACGGAUCGCCAGAAUGGAAACGCGUUUGGUGAGCGUCCAGACACUAAAACCACUGACCAAACAAAUGGAAAAUCGUUUAAAAGUUUGAUGUGCAACAUCUUUGAGAGAACAACAGCCCACGGCAUCCCAAACAUAUAUAGAUCCGAGACGAAAUUAGGCAAGAUUAUCUGGACUUCACUGUUUCUGGCUGCAGUUUCGUUAUUGCUGUACCAAUCCAAAGAACUGGUGGCAAAAUAUCUAACUUAUCCCGUUGACGUUCAGCUUGAUGUUGAAUACAAGACCGAACUAGAGUUUCCCGCUGUCACGAUUUGUAACAUCAACCCUAUUCGAGAAUCGUUGCUUAGAGAAGAUCCAGAUUUAAAAGAUACGAAUCAGGAAAAAGAUAGUGAUCAGUGCGAUGGAUUUAAGGAGACGAGCCCAUCAAACCGUGGUGGUAUGAAUCCCAACCAAGACGAAAAAGAAGAAUAUAAGGGUUGGGAAUACUUCCUUUCUCAAACCGAUCCAUACGGCACGGAGACAGUUGCUCGGCAGGAGAUGGAGACACUAAGUAAUCUGUUAUCAAAUAAAAGCAACGAAGAGAAGAACAAACUUGGACACCAAAUUAAAGACCUGCUUGUUAGUUGUUCAUGGUCAAGCCUUUUUUGUUCACCUAAGAACUUUACCAAUCAUUUCUUUAAUGCGUUUCAUGGCAACUGCUAUACUUUCAAUUCAAAACCCAACGGCAGUGAACCAAAGAAAAGCAAGUAUUCAGGACCUAGUGCAGGACUAAGUAUAAUGCUGUUUAUCGAGCAACAUGAAUAUUUGUUCGAUGUUUCGACGAGUGCAGGGGUACGGGUUGUUAUACAUGACCAAAACAAGAUGCCAUUUCCUGAAGACGAAGGCUACUUCGUAUCUCCCGGGUACCAUACAUCCAUUGCAUUAAGAAGGACAUGUACGAUGACGUGUUAUCAACGACAAAUAAUGGAACAAUGCGGUUGCUAUGACAUAUACUAUCCCAACAAUGAAACACGUUCGCAUCCAAAAGAAAGGACUGUUAAACCAUGUGACCUUACAAAUAAAAAAGAUGAUGAAUGUGUAGAAGACUUUCAGAAAAGGUUUAGAGGUUCAGGUUACAGCAAGUGCUUAUGUAAACAACCAUGCAAUACCACCAGCUACACAAGUGAUAUCUCGACGUCCUACUGGCCUUCAGACAACUACAAAGAAAAUUUGAAAGAACGUCUAGUAAACUUUUCCAAGCCUCUAAGGAAAACUGUAGAGGCUGAUUGCAGGGAUAACAAAGCGAUAAGAUUAAAUCUUCUUAAUCUGGACAUCUAUUAUCAAGAUCUCAACUACGAAGUGAUAACCCAAUCUUUUACAUACACGUUUAUCGACUUGAUUGGUGCGUUAGGAGGUCUUGUUGGGCUCUGGCUUGGACUAUCAAUUCUCACUAUUUUUGAGGUCUUUGAGUUAUUUAUUGAUCUAACACGAUACUUCAUCUUCGAAUCAGUGGUAAGAUCUAAGUCAGCAGGGAUCAGCCCCAGUUCGCAUAAUUAGCAAGGAUAACAUAAAUGACAAUGUGUUUUACAUACGUUCUAAACCUCAAAAAAGAUAGACAAAAGUGUACGAAACCAAGUAUAUAUUGAUGUGGAGCCUUAAGCCUAACAUAUAUUUUUCAUUCUUAGCCCAACACAAUCGCCGAUAAUUUUUACAUAACAUAAACACCUCCAAUAGCUAUUAUAAAAAUUACAUUUACAUGCCAAUAUUACCAAUAACAUUUAGUAGAACACCCAAGACCUAAAAAUAGCCAUUGCAUUGUAUUUAAAACAAAAUUCUUUGUAUUCUGUUUUUGAGUACAAUUUGUUUUUUUUAGAAAUAAAACAAUAAAAGCUAUAGCCGUAUUAUUAUGUCACAUUACAAAUAAAUAAGUACAAUCUCUCAAUACAAUUUGUUAGUCAAAAGAAGGUGCUACUGUUACUUAUAUUAUUUGUAUUUUUUUAAUUAGUUAUUGCAGUUUGUAAUUAAAUGUUGUUAGUUUCUGUAAUAUUCUACAAAAUGUUAUAAAUGGUGUGUCCAUAAUUUUCAUGUUUGGAAAACGCCACCUAUCAUUCGGUUACUGGAUAUCUAUAAAAGAAUGAGAUACAGUAUCUAACACUCUCGCUGACCCCAAUGGUAAAUGUUAUAAGAAUCUACAUGUUUACGUUUAAGAAAACUGUAGGCCAGAAUUUAAAUGUCCUUAUCAAAAGGAAGUAAGUAUGAAAAAUCCAGUGUAUAAAUGAACCAUAGAUCCAGUGGGUCUUUUUACCCAGUCAGUGCAACUGACUGGAUAAGGUAGGGUCUUUAUGGUGUUCAGGUAUUUAGGGUCAAAAGUCAUUAAACGGUCAUUCUUUUGUUCUAUCUGGUAACAUUUCAAAAUGCUAUUGCAAACGAUUGGGCCAAAUUUGGUCUGAUUAAGAACCAAUAACACCUCAUAAAGUAAAUACUCCUCACCCUAUAGGUCGAAGUUAAUAGAUCAAAUGUCAAUCAUUUCCAUAUUUUUUAUAUUGCUCAAACUCAUUAUGGAUGAUAAAGGACAUUGUAAAUAUGAUAUGAUCUUAAUGUCAAUAAGUCACAGGGGUCAUUAGUGUCAAAAUCAAAUAUUGCUAGUAACAAACGGUUGGACCGACUGCAUGAAAACUUGGUCAGUAGAACCAGACUCAAUUUGUUACUAUUACUGAUGUUCCCCGGUAGUAUUCAGGUUUUCAUACAGGAUCAACAUUUUAAAAAUACAAACUAAUUUUAAUCCAAGAUAUUAGUGCAAAUUGCAAUAAUAUAUGUUAUAAGUCAAUCGUGACGUCAUCACUGUAACUCCCAAUGUUAUUUGCCUAUUCCACAGCGUCCACCAAUUUUUCUAUUUUAGUGGACGCUUGGCUUGAUUUUUUUUAGGUUCGUGUGCAAAAAAAAUUCCCUCAUUUUUUCUUCACCGCGAAUAUAUCGCACACCGCGAUAAAAAUUGAAUUGUAAUUGAAAAUUACUUUCGUAAAACAAGCUUAAUUAGAACCUGAAGAAAGUUACUUCAAAUUCAAUAUUAAGUAUGA